AUGGAUUCCCUGCUUGCUUUGUUGCUGUUGGCUGUGGGAGCGUACGGCUGUGGCGUUCCCGCCUACAAGCCAGCCGCAUCGAGGGUGGUAAACGGCGUGGACGCCGUGCCAAACAGUUGGCCUUGGCAGGUGUCACUGCAGUACACCUCGGGGGGAUUAUGGUACCACACCUGCGGUGGAUCUCUGAUCUCCAGCGAAUGGGUGUUGACCGCAGCUCACUGCAUCAGCACCUCCAGAGUGUACAGAGUCCAGCUCGGAAGACACAACCUGAGACAGAACGAACCCAACGUCAAGACCAUCAGCGUCACCAAGCUCAUUAACCACCCCCGAUGGAACUCCAACCUUCUGGCUAACGGGAAUGACAUCUCUCUCAUUAAGCUGGCAGAGCCCGUAGAAUCCAACGACGUCAUCCAGCCCGGUUGCCUGCCCCCUCCCGACGUCAUCCUUGGACACAACGUUGGCUGCUACGUCACCGGCUGGGGAAACCUCCAGACCGGCGGACCCGGCGCAGAUGCCUUGCAGCAAGCUCUUCUCCUGGUUGUGGACUUUGACACCUGCUCCCUGUCUGACUGGUGGGGAAGGACCGUGAAGACCAACAUGAUCUGCGCUGGUGGAGACGGCGUAGUGUCAGCCUGCAAUGGUGACUCCGGAGGACCCCUCAACUGUGUGAACGCACAAGGCGUCUGGGAGGUUCACGGUGUCGUUAGCUUCGGAUCAUCUCUGGGAUGUAACUACUACAAGAAGCCCUCCGUCUUCACCCGCGUCUCUGAAUAUAACAGCUGGAUCAGCACGACCAUCGCGUCCAACUAA
Messenger RNA from Nanorana parkeri, 810 nucleotides. Its product is annotated as chymotrypsin-like elastase family member 2A. Gene Ontology annotation, molecular function: serine-type endopeptidase activity. Bases 1 to 810 code for a protein of 269 amino acids. The record is from RefSeq and is a predicted model, not a curated record. NCBI's taxonomy places the organism in Eukaryota, Metazoa, Chordata, Amphibia, Anura, Dicroglossidae. Gene Ontology annotation, biological process: proteolysis. The transcript is spliced from 8 exons.